GAGUGGUCAAAUACACAAAACACUGUAACGAGAUGUGCGUCAACUAAUAACAGUAUGUUGUAAUGCAAUAUUCGGAAUAGUAUAAAACAUGGGUUAAGAUAACUCACGAGCACAUAGUUCAAGUAAACUCGAUACGGUUAGCCGUUUAAUAGCGAUCAUGAAAUUGUUGGUGUUGUGUGCGUUCGUAGCUGUGGUGGCGGCCGCCCCUCAGAAUCUUCAGGAUGUUCAGAUCCUACGCUACGACUUGAACAACGAUGGACUAGGCGCCUACAAUUACGCGUUCGAUCAAAGUGACGGCACAGGUCAUAAUGAGGACGGAGAGAUCAGAAACGCCGGCUCUGAAGAUGAGUUCGUUGCUGUUAGAGGUUCCUACUCCUGGGUCGGUCCUGAUGGUGUCAAGUAUACCGUGAACUACGUCGCUGAUGAGAACGGCUUCCAGCCCACCAUCGAGCAAGGACCUGGUGGUGCCGUACCCUCAGCGGUCGUCGCCUCACUCCUUGGUUAAAGUAUUAUUAGUUAAAUUAGUAUAAUUUGUUAAAUAAAAGUCAUAGUUAAGGUCUAUUUUCAA
This is a messenger RNA of Spodoptera frugiperda (fall armyworm), 568 nucleotides long. RefSeq names its product endocuticle structural glycoprotein SgAbd-5. The transcript has 3 exons. Gene Ontology annotation, cellular component: chitin-based extracellular matrix. The coding region runs from base 158 to 505 and encodes 115 amino acids. Gene Ontology annotation, molecular function: structural constituent of chitin-based larval cuticle. Lineage: Eukaryota; Metazoa; Arthropoda; Insecta; Lepidoptera; Noctuidae. The record is from RefSeq and is a predicted model, not a curated record.